Molecule: messenger RNA, 2542 nt
Organism: Penaeus chinensis
Lineage: Eukaryota; Metazoa; Arthropoda; Malacostraca; Decapoda; Penaeidae
Product: janus kinase and microtubule-interacting protein 2-like
Exons: 16
Coding region: 137-2542 (801 amino acids)
Molecular function (GO): microtubule binding; kinase binding
Source: RefSeq, a predicted model, not a curated record
CCCCAAAGUCCCGAAGAGUGUCACCUGGGAUAAGAAAGUGACCUUGAGGGAACCGCAAGAGAGCUCGAGGCCGAGUCGGGACCCCUUGAGGAGCCUGCACCUGCAGCCGCUGAGACCGCUGUCGGAGAGGAGCUCCAUGUGGUCGGGAGUAUGCUUGUCGUCCAUUAGGCGAGAGGGAACCUUCACCAAAAAGUACGACUCAGAAAAGGACCGGCUACAGGCUGAAUGUAACAGACUCAACGUCGAUAAAGAAAGACUUCAGAGCGAACUGUCCGAGGCACGCACAAGGCUGGAGGAGGAAAUAACCGCCAGGAAGGCACUGAGGCGCACGCACGAACUUAAUCUGCGCCAGCUGAGAGAGGGAGAACUCAGGAGGACCGAAGUACUCGUGGCCGACCUAAGAAACAGGUUGGAGGACGAGAAGCGCGAGGCUCUAGACCAACAGAAAGGAGCGCUGACGAGAAUACACGAAUCCGACUUGAUAAGGGUAGAACGGGAGAGAGACGAGGAUCACCGGAGGCUUCAGCAGGAGAACAAGGCUGCGCAGGAGAAGCUGAGGGCGGAUAUGAGGAGAGAAGUUACACGGGUGGAGCCCCCGCAAGUGCAGUGCUGCCAUUCUACCGAUCGAGAUUUAGAUAGAUUAAACAGAGAUCUGUCAACGCUGCGCGAGCACAAGAAACGACUGGAGGAUGCAGUAAUGACCCUCCAGGAGUCGGAGCGGAAGCGCGCCGGAGAGCUGCGGCGCCUGCACGAGGAGCACGAGGCCGCCGUCGCCCGCAUCCACAGGGCCAAUAAGAGCGAGGUUGCGCGGCUGCUGGACGAAGUUCGCUCCAAGGACCGCUCGAUUGGCCAGCUGGAGCGCCAGCUGAGCGCCCAGUCCGCCAAGAUCCGGCUUCAGGAAGAAAAGGCUCGGGAGGCCAGCAACGAACGCACGGAAGAUGCUGCACGGAAACGCACGACUCGCGGCGGAGGCUCUGGGGUGAGCAGCAAACGACACAAGGAGGCAGCCACCACCAAGGAUGGCCGAACCCGCGAGAAGGAAUCAUGCGUCAGCGCCAGCGGCCCCGUCAACAACAACAGCGUCAAGAGCAACCACAACGCCAGCAGAGGAUCUCCUGAUGUAGGGGCUGAUGACACUUGCCAGAGGACACGUGCAGCGCAGGAAGAAGGGGCAACACCGGAGAUGGCAGCACAAGUAGAGGAGCUCUCUCAGGAGGUGGAGCAGCAGAGGCAGCUGAUUGAGCAGCAGAGGCAGCAGAUUGAGCUGCAGCUACAGCAGCUGGAAGAGACGGCGAAGGAGUUAGAGCAGCAGAAGCAAAAAUGGGGCGAAGAGAAGCAGGCAAUGAAGCAGGAGAUGGAGGAGCAGGAGAGAACCGUGGAAGCGGAAAGGGAGGAAUUGCAACAUCAAAUCGAAGACAAAAUUCAUCAGGUUGAGGAGCAGAAAUUGGUGAUGGAGGCACAAAAGCAGGUGAUGGAGGAUCAGAAGCAGGUGAUGGAGGAGCAGAAGCAGGUGAUCGAAGAGCAGCAGUUAAGAAUUGCAGAUCUGGCGGAGGAAUCGAUGGAACGCGAGUGCCUGCCGCCAGUCCCCCCGCCCCCCGCCUGGCACCCACGGAGAGAGUCCUGCGUCAAGGUAUGUGAGCUUCCCACCGUCCUGGAGCAGUCCAGCGACGAUGAGCUCUCGCCCACCACCUCCCCGACGCUGCAGCAGAGCUACACCCACGACCUGUACUCGGAAUACGAAAUGCCCGCGCCCUCGACCUUCCUCACGCCCACCAGCCCCACGGAGCCGCCCAUCUGGCCGCAGAGCGUUGGAGACCUGCUCUGCAGUCAGUAUGAUCAGCUAUCAAAGGAACACCAAGAACUCCAGAAGUCCUAUCAGUUACUGGUAUCUACCUCUUCAGCCAGCUCCCCUGCCGUUGAUCUUAAUGGUAAAGAAGGUCCCAGUGAGUGGUGGUCAGCAGCUCGUGUGAUGGAGCUGGAAGCACAAGUUUCUACGCUGAAGGCAGAGCUGCAGGAGUCCAGGGAUCAUGCUGACCUUCUGGAGUUCCGCAUUUUGGAGUUCACCGAGGAAGAUAGGGCUUCCGACUCGGGCUCCUCUCCGCAGACGUGCGACCAGUCAACAGCCACCGAUCUGGAUGACGUCAGCAUUCCAGCGACCAAUGAGGAUUUGUCACUUCCACUCUCGAUAGAUUCGGGGCUCGAUCUCUCCAGCGAUUAUAAGAAGGCGCGCGUGACGGAGGGGCGGGCGUGGCUGGCGCAGCUUUCCCGCACGACGGGCGAGGCGGAGGCCGCGGCUCUCCACCACCUCGCCGCCCUCCUCGACUGGGUGGCCGCCCUGCCCGCCCACGCGCACCAUGCCCUGUCCUCGCCCAUGAGCCCCACUCUGGCCGCCCCCACGCCCACGCUGAAGGCCAAGAUGGGCAUGGAGGAACUAGGGGGUGACCUGGGGCGGGAUCUGAUGCUGCUGGCCGCCCGCCUGCAGGAGACGCUGACGGAGCCCGCCGCGCAGGAGGCCGUCCUGCUCGACACCAUCGCGCCAUGA